This is a messenger RNA of Amphimedon queenslandica, 934 nucleotides long. RefSeq lists its product as uncharacterized. The transcript is spliced from 5 exons. NCBI's taxonomy places the organism in Eukaryota, Metazoa, Porifera, Demospongiae, Haplosclerida, Niphatidae. Bases 1 to 882 code for a protein of 293 amino acids. The record is from RefSeq and is a predicted model, not a curated record.
AUGCCUUCAUAUGCAAAAAGGCUAAAGACACAUUUGGUUCUGCACUUAGUUGAUAAUAUAUUAGAUUUUGGACCUACACAAUGCUACAAUACAGAAAGAUAUGAAUCUUAUAAUUCACUAGUUAGAGCUCAAAACAUUUUUGGUAAUCGUCAGUCCCCUAGUAGAGAUAUUGCUACCAACUUUGCAGUACAGCAGCACCUGACCUUUAUUUGUUCAAGAGGCUACUUUGAAGGAAAACAAUGUGGUGAACAGCUUUAUAGUAUUUAUCUUUCUACUCAAGUCCAGCAGUUUCUAAGAGGAGUUUCUAUUAAAAAAACUCAAAGUGAUAAAGAUAUAUAUCAACCUGGUUGUUUACGGAAACUACAUCAUGGAACUGUACCUUGCAAGAUCCUAGACAUCAUAUGCGAUCAAAUAUCUUUGAGAGAACUGUUAAGGACUUGUACACUUCAUAACAUGCCUGAUGAUGUCACAUUAGAGAUGAAUAUUCUACCAUACUCAGCAGUGAUGAGUAAAACAAUGCAAUUACUUGAUGUUGGUGAUUUUGUAAAGAUUAGUUCUUCUAUUGUGACUACUGGAGUGCUAAUUGCUUGUGGAAGAUUGAUAGAUCAUAAUGGUGAAAGCAGUUCUGAUGUUUGUAUGAUUAGAGAGCUACAGACUCAGUAUAAUAGUGAUGGUACUGUAUCUUUAACAGAAUUUGAUUGUCCAAUUUUAAUCCUUACCAAUAAUGUAUUUUUCAUUGCUACAUCUUAUUUACAUUCCCCCAUUUCUGUUGCACACAUUUGCUCGUCUUCAUGCUCUUUCUCUUCUGAUUAUUUCACAUAUAGGCAUGAUUUUUCCAAUUAUUUAUUUUGUUACAACAUAUAUUGUAUGAACAACAGUUAGAUUUUACUGUUAUUUUUAAGAAUAAUAAUUUUUUUAAAUAAUAAUAAUUUUU